Messenger RNA from Sphenostylis stenocarpa, 216 nucleotides. The record is from the annotation of a GenBank genome assembly. NCBI's taxonomy places the organism in Eukaryota, Viridiplantae, Streptophyta, Magnoliopsida, Fabales, Fabaceae.
AUGUUUUGCACAAGAGACAAGGUAGACAUUGAUCAACCAUCACCAGAUCUCAUCCCUUUCGUGGUCACGUUAUCGUGUGACAUAAGAGUCCACCUUGGGGUUAUUAACCGAGAUAUGUUCCAAUCAGUGGACCCUCCAUUUCGUGUAACACAUAUGUCAUUGAAUGAGGGGGAAUCUCAUGAAGGACCCAAGGCCAAGGAGAGGUCGGUGAAGUAG